CGUCUGACCCCGCCCCCAGCGUAGACGAGCAACUGGACUUCAUUCCCGGGACGCGCAGUCCCGUCUUUCCAUUAGGGUCAAGCCCGGGGUGGGGGUGGGUAGAGUAGGUUCAGCGCAUCCCCGCUCCUCUUUCUCCCAGGUGGUAGGACCCGCCCUCCGCUCCACCGCCCCCUCCAGGUGAGUGGUAGCUUCCCCCCCAGCGCGAAAGGUAGUGGUGACACACGUUCCCCCCUCCUCCGAACGCGAGUUGGUAGCGUCCGUGACGAAGUUAGCUUGAUCCUCCCACGCGCGCCUCCUUCCUCGCAGCUGCUGCGCCCUCUCCGUGCCACUGACUCUCACGUGCGGGUAGCCCACCCCGCAUCCUCGUCUCGCCUCGCUCCCAGAAGGAAGUGGCCGUAUUUCCUUCGCCUUCACCCAGGCAACGGGGGGGCAAAUCGGCCAGGCCCGCCCGCUGACGUCACCUCAUAGCCCCGCCCCUCUAGGGUCCCAGGCCUUUGCGGCGGGGGUUGCCCGGGGGGGUGGGGGGGGAGUCAGUUGAGGCGGCGGGAGCUCGGCGGCGGGUGGGCCAGGUGACUGGUCCGGGCCAUGCCGAGAAAGAAGCCCUUCAGCGUGAAGCAAAAGAAGAAGCAGUUGCAGGACAAGCGGGAGCGGAAGCGAGGGCUUCAAGAUGGGCUGCGAUCCAGUUCCAACAGCCGCAGCGGGAGCCGGGAGCGGCGGGAGGAGCAGACCGACACCUCGGACGGGGAAUCUGUGACCCAUCAAAUCCGCAGGCUCAACCAGCAGCCUUCCCAGGGGCUGGGUCCUCGAAGCUAUGACCCAAAUCGAUACCGGCUGCAUUUUGAGCGAGAUAGCCGCGAGGAGGUGGAAAGGAGAAAGAGGGCAGCCCGCGAGCAAGUGCUACAGCCGGGCGGUGCUGAGCUGCUGGAGCUGGACAUCCGGGAGGUCUAUCAGCCUGGCUCAGUCCUGGACUUUCCCCGACGUCCUCCUUGGAGCUAUGAGAUGUCCAAAGAGCAGCUAAUGAGCCAGGAGGAACGGAGCUUCCAGGAGUAUCUUGGGAAGAUUCAUGGGGCUUACACCUCUGAGAAACUCAGCUACUUUGAACAUAAUCUGGAGACAUGGAGGCAGCUGUGGCGUGUGUUGGAGAUGUCUGACAUUAUUCUGCUUAUCACUGAUACCCGACAUCCAGUUGUGAAUUUCCCACCAGCACUUUACGAGUACGUGACUGGAGAACUUGGGUUGGCCUUGAUCUUGGUCCUGAACAAGGUGGAUCUAGCCCCACCGGCUCUCGUGGUUGCCUGGAAGCAUUAUUUUCACCAACACUAUCCCCAGCUCCACAUAGUCCUUUUUACCUCUUUCCCUCGGGACCCCCGCACCCCAGAGGACCCCAGUAGCGUUUUGAAGAAGAGUCGGAGGCGGGGGAGAGGUUGGACUCGGGCCCUGGGGCCAGAGCAGUUGCUGAGAGCCUGUGAAGCCAUCACUGCAGGGAAAGUGGAUUUGAGCAGCUGGCGGGAGAAGAUUGCCCGAGAUGUGGCAGGGGCCACCUGGGGAAAUGGCUCUGGGGAGGAGGAGGAAGAGGAGGAUGGACCUGCAGUCCUGGUGGAGCAGCAGACUGACUCAGCGAUGGAGCCGACCGGCCCAACCCGGGAGCGCUACAAAGAUGGGGUGGUGACCAUCGGCUGUGUGGGUUUCCCCAAUGUGGGCAAGUCCUCUCUGAUCAACGGGCUGGUGGGCAGGAAGGUUGUGAGUGUCUCCAGAACUCCUGGCCACACCAGAUAUUUUCAGACCUACUUUCUCACCCCCUCUGUGAAGCUCUGUGACUGCCCUGGCCUCAUAUUCCCAUCCCUUCUGCCCAGGCAGUUACAGGUUCUGGCAGGGAUCUACCCCAUUGCCCAAAUCCAGGAGCCAUACACUGCCGUGGGCUACCUGGCCUCUCGAAUCCCUGUGCAGGUCCUGCUCCGCCUGCGCCACCCAGAGGCCAAGGAUCCCUCAGCGGAACACCCCUGGUGUGCCUGGGACAUCUGUGAAGCCUGGGCAGAGAAGCGUGGUUAUAAGACAGCUAAGGCAGCGCGGAACGAUGUGUACAGAGCAGCCAAUAGCCUCCUACGGCUGGCACUGGACGGCCGCCUCAGCCUGUGUUUUCAUCCCCCGGGCUACAGUGAACAGAAAGGCACCUGGGAGUCCCAUCCGGAGACCACAGAGCUGGUGGUUUUGCAGGGCAGGGUGGGGCCAGCAGGUGACGAGGAGGAGGAGGAAGAAGAAGAGCUGAGCAGCUCCUGUGAGGAGGAGGGAGAGGAGGACCGGGAUGCGGAUGAGGAGGGGGAAGGGGAUGAGGACACCCCAACUUCAGCUCCAGGGUCCAGCCUGGCUGCCCGAAACCCUUAUGCCCUACUGGGAGAGGACGAGUGCUGAGUCCCUACCCUGCUCCAUCUGCUCCACCCAGCGUCUCUGCUUUUGGACUGACCUGGGGGUACCUCCCCUCUGCUGCCCCAGUUGUGAAUAAAGAUUGUCUGCUUUGUAGCCCCUUCCCCGAAUGGACUGAGGUGAGAGCGGCUGUUUUAGCCACCAGCUGUGGGACGCCUCUCUCCUCUUCUUUCUUUCCCCUCUUGGGGAAGGAAGAGUUCUCUUAGGGGUUAAUUCACUGGGUUGUAAGGCCCUGAAAUCCACUGUCUCUGCUCACUCUCCCACUCUGCACCGUAUGAAUCCCAUUAUCAACAUGGGGAGGGUAAGUCACUUCAGGCUUUGAGGCCUGGUCUGAAUCCAACCCUCUUUCGGAGUUUGUGCCAUUCCUUCUCUCUUGUGUGCCCCCCUGCUGCUAGACCUGGGUCUACUAAGGUCUACUAGUAAGGAGCUUUUUGGAGCAGAAGUGAUAAGAGGUGUGACAAGCUGAUGUCUCCGUGUGAGCUUCUUAUAGGAUUUAUUCAAAUUCAACAAAUACUUAUCAAGGACCAACUGUGUGUCUGGAUCUCUGCUAAGCACUGAGCAUAUAAAGAUGCGCAGACAGGGCCUGACCUAAAUGUGCAUGCAGCCUGGCCAUGAUUAAGACCCCAUUCUCAGGCACCCAAGAAGGGUGUGUGAUAUUCUCCAAAUCUUUGGGGCUCAUACACUAUAAUUCUAGGACUUCCUGUUGAUAGAAAUUUUUAGUUAAGACAAUGUUUGUGAAAAUGGUGAUUAAAUGUGUACAAGUAGCAUCUUAACUACUGGCAAACAACUAGUGUGCACAUUUAUGAUUUAAGCAGACCAGCCCCUUAAGUACAGUGUUAAGCUUUAUUAUUUAAAGGCCCACAUGCACUAAAGGUCUAUGAGAUUCAUAGGAGAGGGCACAGAGCCAGUGGUUUGUUUUUUGUUGGUUUUUUUUUUAAGAUUUUAUUUAUUUAUUCGACAGAGAGAGAGCGAGAGAGGGAACACAAGCAAGGGGAGUGGGAGAGGGAGAAGCAGGCUUCCCACUGAGCAGGGAGCCCGAUACGGGGCUCGAUCCCAGGACCCUGGGAUCAUGACCUGAGCCGAAGGCAGACGCUUAACCGACUGAGCCACUCAGGCGCCCUUUGUUUUUGUUUUUAAAGGUUUUAUUUAUUUAUUUGACAGACACAGCGAGAGAGGGAACACAAGCAGGGGGAGUGGGAGAGGGAGAAGCAGGCUUCCAGCAGAGCAGGGAGCCCGAUGCGGGGUCGAUCCCGGGACCCUGGGAUCAUGACCUGAGCCGAAGGCAGAAACUUAACGACUGAGCCACCCAAGCGCCCCGAGCUGGUGUUUUGAAUCCCAGUUAGCCUGGUUGGGGACAGAGCAAAGAUGAUCAGUGCAGGGUCUGAGCUAGAACUCAGCAGGUAGCCAAAGCUAUCUUAUGGAGUCCUGUGCAUCUCAGCAGCAGUCAGUUAUCUUGUGAGUCAGGGCAACUGAAGACUUUCUGUACUUCUUUGUUAAGCAGGCAACUGGACUCCUAGACUUAAUUGUUGGAGAAAAGGGAGAAUGGGAUUUGUUUUGUUGGUUGCCACAGUGUUGUCUGAGUUAAGUGGUAGCAAAAAGUAUUUUCAACAGGUUGACAAACCUAUACUGUUAGGUGCAGGGGUGAGGAGAAGAUGGAGUACCAGAUUCCUUCUCUUCACUCUAAAGCAUCCCCUGCAGGAUCUGGGUCCCUGGGUCCUUUUUUUUUUUAAGAAUUUUAUUUUUUAUUAUUUUUUUAAGAUUAUUUAUUUAUUUGAGAGAGAGAGAAUGAGAGACGGCAUGAGAGGGAGGAGGGUCAGAGGGAGAAGCAGACUCCCUGCUGAGCAGGGAGCCCGACGCGGGGCUCGAUCCCAGGACUCCAGGAUCAUGACCUGAGCUGAAGGCAGUCGCUUAACGAACUGAGCCACCCAGGGCAGUUUUUUGUAAUGCCAGUAGAAACCUGGUCAAUCCAGGAGUGAAGGAAAGGAAGAACAUUUAGGAGAGGCUGACCUGUUUGGCUUUUGAGUCCUGGUCACAUAUCCCCAAGCUCACCGUCUGUUGGUCCCAGUGAAGACAUAAGUCUUGGAAUUUCUAGUCCAGUGCAAAGAUAAAAUACCAUCAGCAUGUGAAUGUGCUUGAAGGUUACUUAAAAUGUGUGGUAAAAGAAAAAGUCCCAGUUAGAGAAAAGCCCACCUAUCUCCCAUCUUGGGCUCUUGAGCCUCGAGGCUGACUCUUCUGAUGGAAGAAAGGAGCUAAGGCUCAGCUUCCUCUGAGGGUUCAUGAUGUUUAGGGAAGCAGAGGAUUUAUCCGCUUCUAGAGGUAGGGACAUUGGAGUGUUCUCAAGAAAUGGAGGAAAGGGAGAAAAUCAGAAUUCUACCUGUCCCUUCCCCACCUCCUCUGCAAUGCUGCCUCUCUGCACUUUUAUCUCUUUGGUGUGUCAUGAAUUUACCAGGGCUAUUGGGAGAGUCUGGGUGUGGGGAUGAAAAGGUGAGACCUGGAGCUGAAGGGGAAGCUGAAGAGUGGGGAUUUUUUUUUUAAGAUUUUACUAUUUAUUUUUUUAAAUUUUUCAUUUAUUUUUCAUUUAUUUAUUUUUUGCUUAUUUGUCAGGGAGAGAGAGUGAGAGAGAGAUAUAUCACAAGGAGGGGGAGCGGCAGGCAGAGGGAGAAGCAGGCUCCUGCUGAGCAAGGAGCCCAAUGUGGGAUUUGAUCCCAGGACCCUGGGAUCAUGACCUGAGCCGAAGACAGAUGCUUAACCGACUGAGCCACCCUGGCGCCCCAAGAGGGGGGAUUUUUAUGCUGAACACCUAGAAGGAGGUAACAUCCCCAUGGGCUAUACUGUAAAUGAUUCUUUCCAGGCACCUGUCAGUGACUCACUCAUUGUAGCAAAGAAAGACUGGGAAAAGAACUAUCUUAGCAUCAAACAGAUUUCAGAGAAGGACAAAUAAUACCCCAAUAACAGUACCUGGGGCUAAGAGUUGAAACUAAAAGGGACAAAGGAAAUCAGGGGUCCAAUCUCCCUUCCAUGCUGAAAUACCCAAGACCCCUGUCCUCACAUUCCUUGGCCAAUGUCACAUCUACUAUGAGGAUACUUGACCAUGGAGGUCUGGGGCCCUGGCAGUUCCCAUUGCUUCUGGCCAGUGUCUGUCUCUCUCAAAGUUUAUUUAUUUAUGCAGUCUCUACACCCAAUGUGGGGCUUGAACUCAUGACCCUGAGAUCAAGAGCCACAUGCUCUCCCGACUAAGCCAGCCAGGCACCUCUCUGGUCAGUCUAUUGAUGGAGAGAACUCAGUGCUUCUCUCAUUCAUACUGGCAUUCUGUUUAGACACUGAGAAACUUCCUUCCAGGAGUCCCUGUUUUCAGACUGAGUUUUUUUUAAGAUUUUAUUUAUUUGAGACUUAGAAGAGAGAGCACUAGUGGGUUGGGGGUGGUAGGAGCAGAUAGAGAGAGAGGGAGAAGCAGACUCCUCACUGAGCAGGGAGCCCGACGAGGGGCUCAAUCCCAGAAUCCUGGGAUCAUGAUCUGAGCCAAAGGCAGACGCAUAACUAACUGAGCCACCUAGGCGCCACAUCAGACUGAGUUCUAAUCCUGCUUCUGGGACAAUGUGCAGUCUAGGGUUGUUCAAUUAUCUGGGCCUCUGUUUCUUAAUUUUUUAUGAUCACUGAUAUAAUCAACAAAAGUUGGUUGAAAACAAUAUGUGCCAGGCAUGCUGAGUUUUCUGGAACAAAGAAAUUGAAUAAGGCAUAGACUGUACCCUCAAGGACUAAAACAGCUAGAUACUAAUAAUAUAAUAAUUCUAUAGCACUAUGUAAAUUAAUUACAUGUGUCCAUUGAACUUCAUAACUAAGCUGGCUAGAACUAUAAUCACCCCAAGGAUUCAUUCACCCACUGAACAUUUGUUGAGCAAUCACUAUCUGCCAGUUGCUGCUAAGUGGUAAGUGAUGUAGAAGUGGUCCUUUGU
Molecule: messenger RNA, 6374 nt
Organism: Mirounga angustirostris (Northern elephant seal)
Lineage: Eukaryota; Metazoa; Chordata; Mammalia; Carnivora; Phocidae
Gene: GNL1
Product: G protein nucleolar 1 (putative)
Exons: 12
Coding region: 586-2409 (607 amino acids)
Molecular function (GO): GTPase activity; GTP binding
Source: RefSeq, a predicted model, not a curated record